AUGGAUGAUGAAUGGGAUGAUUGCUGUGCUGAUGUGGGUGUAGUAUCAAACAACCACUCGAAUAUUGACCAAGGACACAGUCUCUCUAGAGGAAGAGGAUUCCCGUCGUUCAAUGAAAAUGAAUAUGAUGACUGUAAAGUAGGCAGUGAUGACUUUGGAGAACGACGGGGUCGUGGUGGACGAGGCGGGGGCCGCGGUAGAGGAGGGAGGGGCGGACGCGGCGGCGGGCCCGGCAGGGAGCCAAGGGACUAUGAAAAUGGCGACGGUGACGAUAGACGGGAUCGUGGUGAGCGUGGACGCGGGCGGGGCCGCGGAGGGCGCGGUGGUGGCAGAGGUGGUGGCGUCAGUGGAGAUGGCCCAACUGAACUUGGCGAGGAUGGAGAACCUAAGAAGCCCCCAGUCACAUAUGUCCCGCCUGAACCCACAGAGAAUGAACAAGAGAUCUUCAGCAGCACUAUAAGCUCUGGCAUUAACUUUGAUAAAUUUGACUGCAUCGCUGUUAAAGUCAGCGGUGAAAAUCCUCCACGCGCUGUCGAAAGCUUCGAGACUGCCAAUCUACGAAAGUAUGUGGUAGACAACAUUCUCAAGGCUGGGUACAAAAAACCGACGCCUAUUCAAAAACACGCUAUUCCCAUCAUAAUGGGUGGGCGAGAUCUCAUGGGAUGUGCCCAAACUGGAUCUGGAAAGACGGCUGCUUUCCUUCUGCCAAUCAUAAACACACUACUACAAGAUGAAAGAGAACUAGUUGUGGGGCCAGGUGGAUGCGCUCAACCACAAGUCGUCAUAGUGUCACCUACUCGAGAGCUGACACUGCAAAUCUUCAAUGAAGCAAGGAAGUUCUCUUAUGGAUCGAUACUUAAAAUUGCCGUCGCUUACGGUGGAACGGCAGUUCGUCAUCAAGGCGAUAACAUCUCUAGAGGCUGCCACAUUCUCGUGGCUACUCCGGGUCGUCUCCAUGACUUCGUGGACCGCAACCGUGUGUCCUUCGAUAGCAUCCGCUUUGUGGUACUUGAUGAAGCAGAUCGCAUGCUGGAUAUGGGUUUCAUACCCAGUGUUGAAAAAAUGAUGGACCACCCUACCAUGGUCCCGAUUAAAGAAAGACAGACGCUUAUGUUUUCGGCGACAUUCCCAGAAGACAUCCAGCACUUGGCUGGCAGGUUCUUGAACAAUUACUUGUUCGUCGCCGUCGGUAUCGUGGGAGGCGCUAGCACGGAUGUUGAACAAAUAUUCCAUCAAGUCACCAAAUAUGAAAAACAAACAACAUUGAAGAAGCUGAUUGAAGAAAAUGAUGGCAAGCGCAUUCUAGUAUUUGUUGAGACGAAGCGCAACGCAGAUUUCAUAGCAGCGAUGUUAUCUGAGCAACAAAUGUUGACGUCAUCGAUUCACGGUGACCGUAUGCAGCGUGAACGCGAGGAAGCCCUCGACAACUUCAAGAGUGGCAGACAUUGCAUCCUUGUUGCUACUGCUGUAGCUGCCAGAGGACUUGAUAUAAAGAAUGUUGACAUAGUAGUCAAUUAUGAUUUGCCAAAGAGUAUUGACGAGUAUGUGCACAGGAUUGGUAGAACCGGUCGUGUGGGCAACAGAGGCAAAGCAGUAUCUUUCUAUGAUGGUGAUCAAGACAUGCAACUAGCGCCUGACUUGGCGAAGAUCCUCAAACAGGCAGAUCAAACUGUACCUGACUUCCUGCAAGGAGGUGGCACUGCCUCUUACAAGGGCAACAAAUAUGGUGGCAGUGAUAUUCGAGACUUCAAUACUGCUGUGUCAGCUGUUGAUCAAGGCCUAGAGCCUGAAGAAGAAUGGUAA
Messenger RNA from Spodoptera littoralis (African cotton leafworm), 1803 nucleotides. The record is from the annotation of a GenBank genome assembly. NCBI's taxonomy places the organism in Eukaryota, Metazoa, Arthropoda, Insecta, Lepidoptera, Noctuidae.